CAGGGACUCACCGGGAAAGAUACUACUGUAUCCAUAGGCUUUCUUCUGAGAUUUUAGCAUAUACAUUAUACAUAUACACAUUUCUUCCCACAAACAUAACUAUGUAAAAUACAGUACUAGUAGUUGAUUUCUUGGCGCGAAUUCGAAGAUUAUCAGGUUUCUGAGAAAAAUGUCUGGACCCUCGGAUCGAUUCGCCAUGCCCUGUUUCGAGGAGAGACGGGAAAGAAAAUCAGAUUAUGAUAACUCAGAGGAUGAAAGAAGGACGAGAAUUGGGUCACUGAAAAAGAAAGCGCUGAACGCUUCUUCCAAGUUGAAACAUUCCCUCAAGAAAAAGAAGCGCAAGAAUGAUAAGCGAGUGAGCUCUGUUUCAAUUGAAGAUAUUAGGGAUGCUGAGGAGUUGCGAUUUGUUGACGUUUUUCGAGAAGCACUGCUCUUGGAUCAACUCCUGCCUCAAAACCUUGAUGAUUAUCAUAUCAUGUUGAGAUUUUUGAAAGCGAGGAAGUUUGAUGUUGAUAAGGCAAAGCAUAUGUGGGGUGAUAUGAUUCAGUGGAGGAAGGAUUUCGGUGCUGACACCAUCUUGGAGGAUUUUGAGUUUAAAGAGUUGAAUGAAGUAUUGAAUUAUUAUCCCCAAGGAAAUCAUGGUGUGGAUAAGGAGGGAAGACCUGUAUAUAUGGAAAGAUUAGGGAAAGUCGACCCCAACAAACUAAUGCAAGUUACAACCAUGGAUCGGUACAUAAAAUACCAUGUCAGAGAGUUUGAGAAAACUUUUGUUAUUAAGUUCCCAGCCUGUUCAAUUGCUGCAAAAAGGCACAUUGACUCGAGCACGACAAUACUCGAUGUUCAAGGCGUGGGAUUCAAGAAUUUUACCAAGUCUGCACGGGAACUUAUUAUGCGACUCCAAAAAAUUGACGGCGACAACUACCCUGAGACUCUUCAUCAAAUGUUCAUCAUCAAUGCUGGUCCUGGUUUUAAACUUCUCUGGGGUACUGUGAGGUCCUUCCUGGAUCCCAAAACUACUUCCAAGAUUCAUGUUCUUGGAUACAAGUACCAAAACAAGUUGCUUGAAGUGAUUGAUAGCAGUGAAUUGCCAGAAUUCCUGGGGGGCACCUGUACUUGUGCAGAUCAAGGUGGCUGCCUUCGGUCUGAUAAAGGGCCAUGGAAAAAUCCUGACAUCCUUAAGAUGGUUCUCAAUGGUGAAGCAGGACGAGCCAGACAGGUAGUGAAAGUUCUAAACAGUGAAGGGAAAGUAGUUGCUUAUGUCAAGCCGCAAUACCCUGUUGUUAAAGGCAGUGAUACAUCCACUGCUGAGUCGGGUUCUGAAGCUGAAGAUGUAGCUUCUCCAAAAGCAAUACGGAGUUUCUCACAUCUUCGGUUGACUCCUGUCCGAGAAGAAGCCAAAUUGAUUGGAUCAGUAAGUUAUACUGGUUCUUUCUCUGGAUAUGACGAAUAUGUACCCAUGGUUGACAAGGCGGUUGAUGCCGUAUGGAAGAGACAGGCGUCCUUAAAAAAGCCUAUUGCUUCGGGAGAAUCAUCAGGAACACCUGUGUCAUCUGUGAUCGAGAAGCCACCAGAAGGAUACCAUGUCCGGAUCAUGGCAACGCUAAUGACCUUCUUCAUGACCCUUUGUACGGUUCUGUAUUCAGUGGCAAGCUUUGUAACCAAGAAACUUUCUCAAAACCCAUCACAUCAGAAUACAAGUCCUCAAGAGUCUGCCUUUAAUACAAUGCCCAGGGAAAAUUUAUUCCCUCCAUCCACUCCAACGUCUAUCGAGAAAGACCUACUAUUCUCGGUUCUGAAAAGACUCGGUGAACUUGAAGAAAUGGUUGAUGCACUAAAGGCAAAGCCGUGUGAAAUGCCAUAUGAGAAAGAGGAACUGCUUAAUGCUGCUGUCUGUCGUGUGGAUGCACUAGAAGCAGAGUUAAUUGCUACCAAAAAGGCUUUGCAUGAGGCCCUGAUGAGGCAAGAGGAGUUACUUGCUUACAUAGACAGGCAGGUAGAAGCCAUGUUCCGGAAAAAGAAGUCGUGCUGGUGAACACGGGCGUGAAAACUUGUCAAAGUCUUUCUCAUCUUUCAGAUUUCAUCACUAGACCUAUUACUCAACCUUUGCUCAUAUUGCUGAAGGAUUUAUCUUACAGUGCUUCACGAGCCUUCAUGUCGAAAUAUUGUACCGAGUUUGUUUGCUACUUGUGUAAUUUGUACAAACCUAAAACCUUUUGCAGCAACUGCAAUGAUGGUAUGAACUACUAAGGUAGCUUUAUUGCAGUCAUAUUAUGAUAUUAUGGAGAUGGUCUUCUUCUGUAUAA
Molecule: messenger RNA, 2303 nt
Organism: Daucus carota subsp. sativus
Lineage: Eukaryota; Viridiplantae; Streptophyta; Magnoliopsida; Apiales; Apiaceae
Product: phosphatidylinositol/phosphatidylcholine transfer protein SFH6
Exons: 14
Coding region: 170-2032 (620 amino acids)
Source: RefSeq, a predicted model, not a curated record